Molecule: messenger RNA, 311 nt
Organism: Staurois parvus
Lineage: Eukaryota; Metazoa; Chordata; Amphibia; Anura; Ranidae
Source: the annotation of a GenBank genome assembly
ACUACACACUUGUACACAGGGGCGGACUGACCAUUCGAGCACUCGGGCACUGCCUGAGGGCCCGGGGUCAGUAGGGGACCCCAUGAAAUGCCCCUGGUACCUUUUAUAGGCUUUUCUGGCUGUGCUUUGAGUGUGGGCAAGGACACAGGGGCCCCAUGAUGCCCUAUUGCCCGGGGGCCCCAUGCGUUGUCAGUCCGCCCCUGCUUGUACAGAUCUGUAAGUGCAGUUUUCAUGGAGCACUAAUCACUUUGGGGGGGGGGGGGGAUUUACGCGGUACAGUGUUUACCCACUUUUAUCCGCGUUUAGCACUU